Molecule: messenger RNA, 1250 nt
Organism: Ambispora leptoticha
Lineage: Eukaryota; Fungi; Glomeromycota; Glomeromycetes; Archaeosporales; Ambisporaceae
Source: the annotation of a GenBank genome assembly
AUGUUUACCACAGAAAAAGGAGCCAAAACCGCUUUGCGAUUAGAGUUAAUUCAAGGAACUAAAAACCAUUACAGUAUUAGAACUGGGGAAAAUACUCCUAACUUGACCGGAGAAAUAGAGGAUUUAAGUGAGUUUCAGAAUUUAAAAGGUAUUAAUGCUUCCAAUAAUCAGUUUACUAAAUUGGAUGCUUUGUUAACUUUACCGAAUAAAGAUAAAGUAGAGAAAAUUAACUUUUUUGGAAAUAAAAUUGGGGAAGUAGAUUUAGCCAAAAUAUUUACUGAAUUUCCUAAUUUAAAGUAUCUGAAUUUAGACUAUAAUCCGUUAAGUGUAAAAAAUUUAAGUAAUUUAACUAGUUCGCAAUUAGAGAAAUUGGUAGAGGGUAUGAAAAAUAAGCAAAUUAGAAUUAGUGCUAGUAAAGGAACGGUUUUGGCUGAUUUAUUGGAGUAUACGCAAGGGUUAAUUAAAAGUGGUGAUGGGACACAAAGGCAACAGGCACAGAGAUUACAGGCUAUUUUGCAGAGUGGCUCAAUAGAACCGAAAAAUAAAGGAGAGAAUAAUUCUAAUUAUACACCGCUAAUUAUUGGAGAAUUACAAAAAAUUUUGAUUGAAGCUGUUUCCAAAACUGGUGAUUUAGUGGUUGACCCCGCUGCUGACACCAAACCCGGAAGAAAAGACGGAGCCUAUACCCGAUUACUUGGCAACGAACAACUGGGAGCAUUAAUUAGUCGCAUUCAUUCAGCCUCCAUUUCGUCAGGGGUGGAAUUGGAGAAACUUGUUUUAGCCAAAAGUGAUUUAUUUUUAGUGCAAACCGCCGAGGAAAUGGAAAGUUUACUUUCUAAUGGAGAAAAGUUUGAUAAGAAAACUUAUCUAAUUCCUAAAAAAGUAGUUAAAAAGUCAGCCAAAUUCAAAAGCGAACAUGAACCGGAUUAUUUAAUUCUAAAAAAGGCUACUAAAACACUUUACAUAACCGAGUUAAAAGAUGGUGAUGCUUUUGAUACUAAAAAAUCAGCAGGAGAAGCAGAGAGUUUACGAAAAUUUAAAAAUCAUAUCUCAGAAAAUGUUCCUUAUAAAACUCUGAUACUGGUUUGCUGUUUUAACCAAACUAGUAAAGAAAAAAUUCUUCAAGGGUUUAAAAAUAAGAUAAAACCGAAUGAAGCCUUUACCGGUCAAGAAUUUUGCGAGUUAAUUGGGAUAGAUUAUCAAGCCAUUGUUAAAGAAAGAAAAGAGCAGGACCAAAAAGAGAAUAUUAG